GCCCGCCGCAGCUCUGGGCGCAGCGCGCGGGCUGCGCGGCCGCGGGUGUUCUGCGUGCACCGGGCCCGUGGCGAGCCAGGCUCCCGUAGCCGCGUACUAGGAGGAGGCCGGAGCCCGGGUGGGAAGAAUGGAGUUGGCGUCUCGCUCCCAGGUCCCUAAAGAAGUGGCUGACAUCUUUAACGCCCCCAGUGAUGAUGAAGAGUUUGUUGGUUUCCGAGAUGAUGUUCCCAUGGAAACCCUCUCAUCAGAGGAGAGCUGUGAUAGUUUCGACUCACUGGAGUCAGGGAAACAGCAAGAUGUACGUUUCCAUUCCAAAUACUUCUCAGAAGAGCUAAGAAGAAUUUUUAUAGAGGACACUGACUCAGAGACGGAAGAAUUUGAAGGAUUUACGCAGAACGACCUGAAUGGAAAUAGUAACCCAGAAGUCAUGCUUGUGGAGUCAGAUCUGAGUGAUGCGCCAGAUCUGAGUGAUGCGGGUAAGGCAUCUUCAGUGAGUGAGGAAGAGGAGGACGACGAAGGAGCCAAGGCUACACCUAGAAGAAGCAGACCCAGGAGGAGCGGUAUCGGUCUUCGAGUAGCCUUUCAGUUCCCCACCAAGAAACUGGCAAAAAAGUCAGACGACAAUUCUUCGGAGCCGCCGUUUUCUAGCACACGCUUACAGGACAGUAAAAAAGCCAUUCUUGGAAGAAAGAGAAGCUGCAGACAGGGGAAGGAAAGAGAGGAUUCGGUCUCGGAGUCCGAGGACGAGUCCAGGGAUGAGGGCCAGGAGGGCUCGGAUGCUCUGCUGAAGAGGACCAUGAACAUCAGGGAGAACAAAGCCAUGCUCGCUCAGCUACUGGCGGAACUGAACUCUAUGCCAGAUUUCUUCCCAGUACGAACCCCGAACUCAGCUUCUAAGAAGAGGGCCUCGAGGCGGGCUUUCUCCGAGGGACAGGUCACCCGGCGCACCAACCCAACCCGGAGCGCACGGCCUCCCGAGAAGUUUGCCCUGGAGAACUUCACCGUCUCAGCUGCCAAAUUUGCAGAAGAGUUCUACAGUUUCAGGAGAAGGAAGACGAUGAGUGGGGUAUUUUCUGAGCACCAUAAACAGGGGAAAUGCCAGGGGUACAGACGGCGUCACCGAAUAUCAUCUUUUCGGCCAGUGGAGGAUAUCACUGAAGAGGACUUAGAAAAUGUUGCCAUAACUGUUCGAGAUAAAAUCUAUGAUAAAGUUCUGGGCAACACCUGCCACCAGUGUAGGCAGAAGACCAUCGACACCAAGACCGUGUGUCGGAACCAGAGCUGCGGCGGUGUGCGAGGACAGUUCUGCGGGCCGUGCCUGAGGAAUCGCUACGGGGAGGAUGUGAGAUCCGCGCUGCUGGACCCGGUAGGAGUCGUGUUCGCUUGUGAUGAACUGUACUGGCAGAGAGAAGCAGGUGGAACGAGGGGCUCCUUGGCCCUAUUGGGGACCGGUAGCUGCAGUGCGCCAUCCCCACGACCCAGCACGCGGGAGGAAAUGAAAAGUACAGCUUCCUUCUGGAAUGAGCACGCUGGCCGGUAUGACAGAGGCGAUGUCUGCAGGGGUCAGAGCCACGCUUUUUUACAGUUCUGAUUUCGAAGGUGGACCUGUGUGCUCUCCUGCAGCAGCGGGGUUAGCUCGGGCAAAGCUCGGGGGCAGGGAGGUCACUGUGGAGAGUGCUUCUGGCAUGCCGGGCCCUGGUCUAAGGUUUUUUUUCUCUGUUGUGGUUGGCUAGUUCGUUUACCUAGCGAAGAAGGUAUAUACCCUCCCUGUUCCUCAGGUCCUUCUGUAAAAUGAGAUAAUAGUAUGGUUAAGAUCCAUACACUUGAACCUGGGCAGUCUGGCUCCGGAGCCUCUGCCCUCAGUUUGCCCCUGGCCUAUGGAUGUGGGGUAAACAGGUCCUGUCCCCAGUGGGCAGACGAAUCUAAACAACUCCGGUGAAGAAGUGGUUUAGGAAGUAGAAGAGCUCGAAUUCACACCUCAGUCUCACUGCUCUUUUGUCCUCCUCAGAUUCUGCACAAUUGCUGGUUGGGUUUCUGCCCAUGCGGCACCCUGGGUGGUCAGCCUGUCUGGGCCUUGAAACAGGUGGAGGAGGGAGACCCAUGGGGUCACUGUGUGCUCUUUCCUAGAAGGCACAUGGGACUCUAGGCUGGAGGGGCGGCGGUGGGGGGCUGGGCCCC
Molecule: messenger RNA, 2178 nt
Organism: Mustela erminea (ermine)
Lineage: Eukaryota; Metazoa; Chordata; Mammalia; Carnivora; Mustelidae
Gene: CDCA7L
Product: cell division cycle associated 7 like
Exons: 8
Coding region: 128-1591 (487 amino acids)
Biological process (GO): regulation of DNA-templated transcription
Cellular component (GO): nucleus
Source: RefSeq, a predicted model, not a curated record